Cyphellophora attinorum is the source of this 447-nucleotide messenger RNA. RefSeq lists its product as uncharacterized. The coding region runs from base 1 to 447 and encodes 148 amino acids. The record is from RefSeq and is a predicted model, not a curated record. The transcript has a single exon. Lineage: Eukaryota; Fungi; Ascomycota; Eurotiomycetes; Chaetothyriales; Cyphellophoraceae.
AUGAAUAUAUCUGAGAUCGAAACAACGACGAAAGUCCCACCUGCCACACGGAAGUCACCAGUGGUCCUGCACGCUGGCGACAUCGAGGCACUUGAGACGGAGACGUUUUCACAUGAACAAGACGCCCACGUCUCAUGGAAGACCCUAAUUUCCUCGCCGAAGACCAGUACUGAAUCACUCACUGUGGGAAUCGCGACCUGCCCGCCUAAGAGAGGAAGCCUGCCUCGACACCGCCAUGCCCAAGCCGAGUGCUACCACAUUAUCAGCGGCAAAGGCGUCGUUGUCAUCGACGGCGAAGAGCAUUCCGUGGGCGCUGGGUCUGUGGUGUACAUCCCUGGCCUCGCAGGACACAGUGUCCGGAACGAGCAUCCAGUCGAGGAAUUGAAGUGGUUCUAUGUGUUCAACGCCAAUAGCUUUGCCGACAUCAAGUACGUUUUCGACAGCUGA